Hyaloperonospora brassicae is the source of this 483-nucleotide messenger RNA. The record is from the annotation of a GenBank genome assembly. Lineage: Eukaryota; Oomycota; Peronosporomycetes; Peronosporales; Peronosporaceae.
AUGGAGCGCGAGCCGUGUCCGUUCCGCAUCGUCGAGGACGCCGGCGGCGGCUUCGUCCUCGGCGCCGUUUUCGGCUCUGGCUGGUACACGUUCAAAGGCGCGCGCAACUCGCCGGCGGGCCAGCGCUUCCGCGGCGCGCUGUACAACGCCAAGAUGCGCACGCCCGUCCUCGCGGGCGGCUUUGCGGUCUGGGGACUGCUCUUCUCGUCGUUUGACUGCUCGUUCGAGGCGCUGCGGCGGAAAGAGGACCCGUGGAACUCGAUCCUGGCGGGCGCGGCCACCGGCGGCGCGCUCGCAGCGCGGGCAGGACCGCGGGCGGCUGCAGGGCAGGCGCUGAUUGGAGGAGUGCUGUUGGCUGCUAUUGAAGGCGUGAGCAUUAUGGUUAACGAGUGGUUCGCGCCGCAGCCCGAGGCGAGCGCGACGGGCGAUUUGAGGACCGACCGAGAGCUGGACGAGCAGAAGCUGGCGCCGCCGUCGUUCUAG